Molecule: messenger RNA, 2661 nt
Organism: Mytilinidion resinicola
Lineage: Eukaryota; Fungi; Ascomycota; Dothideomycetes; Mytilinidiales; Mytilinidiaceae
Product: exocyst complex component Sec6
Exons: 1
Coding region: 26-2305 (759 amino acids)
Biological process (GO): exocyst localization; exocytosis
Cellular component (GO): exocyst
Molecular function (GO): SNARE binding
Source: RefSeq, a predicted model, not a curated record
CAGCACAGCUGCAAUUGCCACCACGAUGACCGAUGUUGAAGGCCCGAUCAAGCUCGCGGAGCUGCUGCGGCACCCAGAGGACCUGGACAAGAUUCCUGCGCUCAAGGCCGAAUUCACGCGCAAGAAGGCCACUGUCGACGAGCAACUGCGGCAUGGGCUCCGCGAGCAGCUCGAGGUGACCCAGGCCGGCAUGACGAGCAUCACCGAAGGCACGCGAACCGUCAACCAGAUCAAGGAGGAGAUGAUGAAGAUCGACAAGCUAUGUGCGGAGGCGCAGAACAUGAUCCGGGACUUCCCCCACAUCAACCUCGUCGCCCAGACGCACCGCAACUUUGAGCAGGUCGAGAAGAUGAAGCGCGAUAUCGAUACCUUUGAGGAUCGCCUGGCUAGCCUAGAGGCGCUGUUACAGGAGGACGACGCCGAUUUGGAGAACCAGCCCAACCUGCUUGAGAUCCACUACGGCCUCACACUACUGCGGGACAUACGGGACGAGGCGAUGGAGCAGAUCAAGAGCUCUGAGGAGGCCAGCACGGAGCUUAUCGAGAACUUGAGGCUCGAUAGUGGCUCAACGGUUCAAGAAUACUUUGCGAAGCUGGAUGAGGUGGUGGAUUGGUUCGACGACCACGUGGGCAAUGCUUGCAUGAAUCUGAUACCAUUGAUACAAUCGGGCAACGCGGGCAUGGUUGUCAGGCUUGCACUGAUCAUUGAAGAGGAGGAAAAGAAGGACAAGAAAGUCAAGGCGUUACAAGAUGCGCAGAGAGAGUUCAAGGGGCUGGCGGCUAGAUUCAAGAGCAUUGCAACUGGGCCCAAGGAGUUGAGAGGAUAUAAGGAAAAGUUCCUACAAGCUAUCAAGGCGACUGCAGAGUUGAGGAUAGCAGAAUCCAACGAGACUUUCUUAGGCGAACCCGACAAGCUAGACAAGAUCACUAGGUGGCAUUUCAACGACUUGAAUACAGUAAAGCUGGGCAUGGUCACCCUCAUGCCGAAAAAAUGGCGGAUAUUCAAGCAAUACACGGACAUCUACCACAAUCUUAUGCACGACUGGCUCAUCGAGCGUAUCGAUGAUCAAGAGCUGGCACCGUCACACAUGCUUGCCAUCAUCCAUUGGGUCGACAAGUACUACACGAAGAUGGCGAAGCUUGGAGUCCCGGAAGACCUUCUCACACCGCACCUCAUCGACAAUCGUGGUGCUGAGCUUGUUCGAGAAUAUCGACAACUCAUCAUCAAAGCUGUCGAGGAAUGGAUGGACCGCAUGGCGGUCACAGAUAAACAAAACUUCCUUUCCCGUAGCGAGGGGGCUCUGGAGACGGACGAGAAUGGAUGGUUCCGUACCAAGACGCUGGGCGACAUGUGGCGCAUGCUGCGAGAGCAACUAUCUGUUGCCGGCAACAGUGACCGUACAGAUGUCGCCGAAGGUGUUGUUGAAGCCAUGUUCCGCGCCCUCACAUCUCGCCAGAGAAUGUGGGAAUCACUCACCGAGGCCGAACUGGCGAAAUACUCUGGCCCCGCCGUCGACCAGGACGGCCUACAGCCACUUCAAGACUGGCUAAUAUCUAUCGCCAACGACCAAAUCGCCUGCAUUGACGAACGGGAUUCGGAUCCCGACACCAACGGCUCCUACGUCUCAAGUUUCCAACGCGACGUCACCUCUCUCGUCUCCCCAGCCUACGCCCCGAUCAUCGACGGCUCCAUCGAAUCACUGAAAAACGGCUACAUUGACCUCGGCGCCCACUGCAUCCACAUCUUCGCCUCCCUCAUCUUCCUCGUCGACUUCCGCUCCAUUCUCUCCGAAUUCUUCACCGGCGCCUGGUACUCCCAAAAGCGCAUCGGCCAGAUCGUCAACACCUUCCAAGACUACCUCUCCGACUACGAAUCCGUCCUGCAUCCCUCACUCCGCGAUAUUCUUGUCGAAGAACUCGCAGAUGAACUUCUUGUGCACUACCUCUCAGCUGUCCGCAACAAGGGCGCUCGUUUCCGCCGUGCAGACCCCUUCACCGAGAAGAUCAAAGACGACGUCGUUACGGCGUUUGAGUUUUUCCAGGCGUACCCAUCCUUCCCAGAUAUCAAGCAGAAGUGGCGCGUGGUGGAUGGCUUUGUCAAGCUGAUCGAGGCAGACAAGACCCAGGUCGUUCACGUGUAUGCCGAAUUCAAGGAGCGCUACUGGGACGUGCAGAUUGGGUGGGUGGAGGCGGUGUUGCGUUCUAGAGACGAUUUUGAGAGGUCUAUGCUCAACCAAGUGAAGACUAAGGCAGCGGAGGUGUAUGUGGAGAGGGGCACGGAUACGAUUAUGGGGAAGGUCAAGUAGAUGCAUGCUCGUUCGGUGGUGGGAGUGAUAUUGGUAGGGGAUUUGGCUGGAAAGGUGUUGGCGCACUUAAACAUGGAUGCAUGGGUUGGUGUUUGGGGUUUGAUGAAUUGUAUGUACGAAUACCCGAGGCGGUGUGUUCUAUAGUGAUAUCUGUCUGUGCAUCUCUCUCUGCAUUAUGCGGGCUUCUUUCAAAGUAAAGUGGUAGUCUACGAACUUGUUCUCUAUACUUUAGAUACACACCUACUCCGGGGCUUGUGUACACUUGCGUAGCAGCCUUUGGGGGCUCCUGGGAUGUUGAUGAGAAUUGGAAAACUACAGUUUUGACAAGCUCGGUAGCACUCGGGCCUACCUCCGAC